UGCCGACUUCAAACUUUCAAAGCUGUGCACAAGCCAUGAACCCUAAUUCAUUAUAUCGAUUGCAGAAGUCUAUUCACAUGCCGCUUUAUCCUUUCAAAGCUGCGCACAAGCCAUCUCCUUCCCUUAACCUAAUUCUUAGUUGUUGAAACUUGGGAGCUUGAAAUCUUGGGUGGUCAGUGUCUUAGUGCAAGGUUUUCAUGUAAGUGGCAGCAAACCUUAAUCCUUCUUGAGAAACAAAUGGCAGAUUCCUCCUGUUGUGAAGACAAUGCUAACAUAGUUGAUUUUGACCUCACAAUUGAAUCAAUGGAGGAGGACACUUGUGUUGCACAAAAGAGGAAGCAACCAUCAGCCUCAAAUGUUGGUGCUUUGCCUCCUAAAGGUCCAAAACAAAAGCAAAAAAAAGAAAUAGCGCCAAGAUCAAAGGUAUGGGAGCACUUCACAAAGUUUGGUCCAACACUAGAUAAGUGUAGAUGUAACUACUGCUCUAAAGAAUAUCAGUGUGGGUCGGUAAAGUGUGGAACUAGUACUCUGAAAGCUCAUAAUGAAAAAUGCCAAGAGUUUAAGAACCAUCUUGAAAGGCAAACCCAAAAAAAUCUUACUUGUGUUAAUAUAAACUAGAUUCUCACCCGGAUGAAAAUUUACAAAAACACAAUUAUCUUUUUGACCGGCCCGAAUAAAAAAAUCCCGGACAGAACCCGAAAUUUCGGGCUCAUUAAUCGGCCCUGAAAUCUAUAACCCGGCCUGGUCCGAUAAAAACCCGAAACAAUUAGCUUUAAUAUAAAAUCAAUAUAAUAUACCAAUAUAAUUUAUAAAUUAAUUCCUAAUAUAUGAUUAUAAUCAUUGUGGAUGAAAAAAUGAUUGAAUAACUUUUAGUGACUUCAAAUAUGUUCAAUUUAUUUACCGUAAUGACCAUGAAAACAUAUUUAUAAAUUUAGUCACAUUUUUAUCCAUAAAUUUUAUUUCGUAAAUUUUUUAGAACACCUAUAUUAUUUAUUUUUAUGCAUCUUAAACAAAGUAGUAUCAUAAUUGUCUUCUUUGGAUUUGAAUUCUUGGUUAUUUUGGAGACUAAUAAUUGUGUUAUUAUUUGCGGUUUGUACUUUUUAUUAAUUUUAUUUGAAAAUAGAUUUUAAAUUAUAAAAGAAAAAUGCGAUGAUUUCAUAUUCGGGCUUUAACCGGCCCACCCCGAACCCGGGCCGAACCCGGAAUACAAAAAACCCGACUCGGACCGAAUAUAUUGGGUUUUGUUUCGGUCCCUAAUUUUCAUAACCCGCGAUCUUACGGGUAAUUUCCGGGUUUAGCAAAUCUCGACCCGGACCGGACCGAUCUCACCCCUAAUUAAGAGCUCGCUUGAUGACCAUGUUUUUCAGUUUAUCAUGCUUAUCAUACAAUUUUAUCAUCAAACACGUAAUAAGAAAAAGUAAGGUUGAAGUUACUUUUCUGACUGUAGUGGCUGAAGUUACUAUAGAUGAUCAUUUUAUAUAUUCUUUUUCAUAUAAUUUUUAUAUAUUUUACUAAUCAAAAAUAUUCUAAAUGUACUUUUUUAUAAAUACGCAGAAUCAGUCGAUGCAACCACUUCAACCAGAACUUCAUUAAUUUCAAUAGAAUCGACCAGUUCAAGUAAUUUUUUGAGUUACCAACUGACCUCUAAAUUUUUGGAAUUUAUUUAUACGGUGCACAACCCAUAUUUAUACGAAUAUGGUGCACAACCCAUAUUUCGACCUAAUGUAUGAGUACAAAAUGCACCAUAUUGAUGUAUGAGUAUGUAUUUGAAGCUUGGAAAUUUCUUGAAAUGACAUUAAGUCAGCAUUAAAUGCAUGUACUUGGCUUGGAGCUAUGACAUUAAAUGCCUGUACCUCAUUUUUUUACUAAUGCCCAUAUUUAAAUUCAAUUGGUACGAAUACAAAUCUAAAAGUUUUGAUAUGACAUUGCUGCGGUAAAUCAAAUCCACAUUAAAUGUUGUACUUGACUUGGAGCUAUGCCUAUUUUGCUGAACAACCCCUACUUUGAUCCAUCAAACUGGGCGGGAAAGUUGGCCUAUAUUUCCACGGCGUUUUGUAUAUAGGAAGAUGAUAGUGUUGGUGGUCAACUUGUGGCCAUUGGAUUUAGUCAAGACGCAUGUAGAAUGGCAUUAGUUAAGAUGGUGAUUUUAGAUGAAUUGGCAUUGCGUUUUGUAGAAGGGGCGGGGUUUAGACAUUUCUGUAGUGUUGCUUGUCCUAAAUUUGUUGUCCCAUCAAGAAGAACACUCGCUAGGGAUAUUAUGGAACUCCAUUUGAAAGAAAAAUCUGCCCUAAGGAGUUUGUUCAACAAACAAACAAUUUCUUUGACAACUGAUAUAUGGACAACUAACACUACCACUGUUAGUUAUAUGGUCAUCACUGCACACUUUAUUGAUGUGAAUUUCCAGUUGCAUAGGAGAAUCAUUAGUUUCAAGCCAGUUUGUGAUCAUAAAGGAGAGACAAUUGCUAAACAAAUAGAGAGCUGCUUGAUUGAUUGGGGUAUUAAGAAGGUGUUCACUGUUACCGUAGACAAUGCUACUGCAAAUGAUAAUACAAUUAGGAUCUUGAAAAGUAACCUAGGUUUUUGGAGAGAUGAUCCUUUACUUUUUGACGGUGAGUUCAUGCAUGUGCGUUGUUGUGCACAUAUAUUGAAUUUGAUUGCAAGAGAUGGUUUGGCCGAUAUAAGCGAUAGUGUUGUUAGUGUCCGUAACGCAGUGAAGUAUGUGAGGUCAUCUAAUGCUAGGUUUCAAGCUUUUCAAAAGCGUUCUGACCUUGAUAAGCUGAUUAGAGGGAGUUUGAUUUUGGACAACAACAUUAGGUGGAAUUAUACUUACCUCAUGUUGACUACAACACUUAAGCAUAGGGGAGCUUUUGAUAAAAUGGUUGUUGAAGAUAAGUUGUAUGAUGGUUACUUUCUAGAAGACGAAAAGGGUAAAAAAAGAGUUGGACCGCCAAAACUCAAUGAUUGGGAGAAUGUUCGGCGAUUUAAGAUUUUUAAAAAUCUUCUAUGAUUCAACUUUAUUUUUUUUCUGCAUCUAAAAGUGUGACGACUAGUUGUUGCUAUAAUGAGAUAUGCUCACUUGAAAUGAAUCUAAAAUCAGUAAUCAGCAACUCUGAUCCCAAGUUCAAUAAGGCUGCCAGUGAUAUGAAAAGCAAGUUUGAAAAAUAUUGGGGGGGUGUGGAGAUUAACAAACUACUCAUUAUUGCGAGUGUGUUUGAUCCAAGAAGUAAAAUGACUUUUGUGACCAUUUGUUUGGAGAAAUUACAUGGUAAAGAUAGUGUGAAGUGUAUUCAAAUGAAAGAAGCGGUCGUAGAAGUGCUACGUAGGUUGUAUGAAGAAUAUAGUGCAUUACAUUCUAAAAAGUGUAGUGCACUUGCAUGUGAAAGUGAAAGCGGAAGUGUCAAUCAAUCUUGUUCCUUAAGUGAGAGUAAUUCACACGGUUUCUUGAAUUUGGAUGGCGAUGAUGGAUUUGAAAAUCUGUUUUCUGAAUAUUCUCAAAUGGUUAGUGAAAAGGGAAGUUUGGAAGAAACAUCUACCGAAUUAGAUGUAUAUUUGGUGGAAAAAGUUGAGAUGCCAUCACACAAUAGAUUGGGCAUGCAUUUCGAUAUCACAUCAUGGUGGAGGGGACAUAGUGUGAAAUUUUCAGUUUUGGCUGAAAUGACAAGAGAUGUUCUUGCAAUUCAAGUUUCAACGGUUGCAUCCGAAUCUGCCUUUAGCACAUGAGGUCGUGUUUUAGAUCCAUAUAGGAGUUGUCUAACUCCUAAUAUGCUUGAGGCGCUGAUUUUGACACAAGACAGGUUACGUUCAUCAUUUGAUUAUGAUGCAAAAGCGAGCCUUCACCAAAUAGUAGAGGAAACAGAGUUUAUGGAUUCAAUGGCUGAAGAGCUCCGUAAGUUAAGCAAUCAACAAGGUGAUAUUUGAUAUCGAUGCUUGGUCAAGAAUACUGAAGUUUUAUUUUUCCAGGUAUGGCUGCAGGGAGUUUGCACGGAUGUAGGCACUUAGUGCAGGUGCAGGCAGUAUGCAUAUUUGGAGACAUUUUGAAAUUUUUUGUUUUUCCUUGAACUGUGAUAUGCAAGUGGCUCUUGUAAGCUAGUGUGUCAAACUUUCUUUGGUUUAGCAUGUGCAGACAGUAUGUUUAAACUAUGAACUUUCUUUGACUCUUGUAAACUUGUGUGUGCUGCAGGCAGUAUGUUUAAGCUAUGUAGUAUGUACACUUGCAUUUAUGUUAAUCAUUAGUAUGUGAAGGCAGG
Molecule: messenger RNA, 4247 nt
Organism: Cuscuta europaea
Lineage: Eukaryota; Viridiplantae; Streptophyta; Magnoliopsida; Solanales; Convolvulaceae
Source: the annotation of a GenBank genome assembly